Molecule: messenger RNA, 893 nt
Organism: Morone saxatilis (striped sea-bass)
Lineage: Eukaryota; Metazoa; Chordata; Actinopteri; Moronidae
Gene: tmed2
Product: transmembrane p24 trafficking protein 2
Biological process (GO): endoplasmic reticulum to Golgi vesicle-mediated transport; intracellular protein transport; Golgi organization
Cellular component (GO): endoplasmic reticulum-Golgi intermediate compartment; COPII-coated ER to Golgi transport vesicle; Golgi apparatus
Source: RefSeq, a predicted model, not a curated record
AUAACAGGGCCUGACGGAAAGCAGAUUUACAAAGGCGACAGAGAGUCCAGUGGGAAAUACUCUGUGGCAGCACACAUGGACGGGACCUACAAGUUCUGCUUCAGCAACAAGAUGUCAACCAUGACACCCAAGAUCGUCAUGUUCACGAUUGAUAUCGGAGAGGCCCCCAAAGGCCAGGACAUGGAGACCGAAGGUGGUGACAGCUGGGAUGCUCACCAAAACAAGCUGGAGGAGAUGAUCAACGAGCUGGCGGUCGCCAUGACUGCUGUAAAGCACGAGCAGGAGUACAUGGAGGUUCGCGAGAGGAUACACAGAGCGAUCAACGACAACACAAACAGCAGAGUGGUGCUGUGGUCGUUCUUCGAAGCUCUGGUUCUGGUGGCAAUGACACUCGGACAGAUUUACUACCUGAAGAGAUUUUUUGAAGUACGGCGAGUGGUGUAGUGCGAUUACAUGAUCCCUCUGUGUCCUCCACUGUUUUUUCUCCAACACCAAGACAGUUCUGGAAAUGAGACUGGCAGUUUUGAGUAAAGCCUACAUAUGAUUGGACCUCAGAUGUUUCUGUUCUCCUGUUACCUAUAUUUGGUUCCUCCUUUAAAAAAAAAUGUAAUUAAUGUUUGUUUGGAACGAAUGGCCAAAAGAUUCUGAGAUAGAUGUCCGUUUUCAUUAGUUUUUCUUUUUUUUUGUUCAAAACUGUUUGAUAAUUACAGUUUAAGCACCAAUUACUAGCCAGUACAGUUUUGCCUGUGUGAAUGACUGUCAGGCUCAUAAUUUUAAGCAAAGGCAAGCAGAUGAAAAAGACAUAAAUGAAUAGGCAUGUGUGGAGUCUCCACAGGAGAAUGUCGCCCUUAUUAAGAUAUAAAUGGGACCCUUUUCCUCUGAUUUAAAAAAAA